AUGUCAGUAGAUGAUAACAACUUUCUCAAAAUAAUGGAAGGCGAAGUGUACAUGGAUGACCAAAAUCACUGGGUCGCACUACUACCCUUUCGUUCACCUCGCAAGCCCCUUCCUCAUAACAGAGAACAGGCCUCCCAGAGACUCUCCACUCUCCAACGCUCAUUCAGAAGGAAACCUGACAUGAAACAGCACUUCUUUGACUUCAUGCAGAAAGUCAUCGACAACCAGCAGGGCCGGCUCCUCAAUUGCAGCCAGGGCAAGAAUGCUGAUGCAUCUACUAUGGCAAUAGCAGCUGUAGCCUAUCUGCUUGUUUUGGACUCUGAUGGAAAAUGGCAUAUAGGUUUUGUAAUGGGAAAAACAAAGCUGGCUCCUUACCCCAUGCACACUGUUCCACGCCUGGAGUUUUGCGCAGCAGUCUUGGCAGUCGAACUGGCAGAACUAAUCCAAUCUGAAAUAGAUGUCAAGUUGAGAGCAGUCAGGUUCUACACAGACAGUCGUGUCGUGCUGAGCUACAUCCACAACAGAUCAAGAAGGUUCUAUACCUAUGUAGCUAACCGAGUAACUCGCAUUCGGAGCUCUACCAAACCAACACAGUGGCAGUACGUGCAAACCGAUGAGAACCCUGCAGACCAUGGAACCAGGCCGAUUCCAGCGGCUUACCUGGCCUCAUCCAGUUGGUUCUUUGGUCCUCAAUUUCCCUGCCAGCCAAACAGACAUCAAGAGGAUGAGGCAGAAUCAUUCGAGCUUGUGCAGCCAGAUACAGACAAAGACAUUCGGCCUGAAGUCACCUCUUUUGCAACCAAAGUCACAGAGCAGUCUCUUGGAUCACAAAGAUUUGAAAACUUCUCUACUUGGAAGAGUCUAGUAAGAGGCAUGACAAGUCUCAUUCAUGUAGCCAAGUCAUUCUCCAGUGAGACUAAGAAUGAUGAAUGUAAGGGAUGGCAUCAAUGUAGGCAGCUACACACCACAGAGCGCUGUCAAGCCAAAACAAGUAUCCUCAAGGCAGUGCAGGAGGAUGUGUGUCAGGAGGAGCUAAAACGUAUAACCCAGGGCAUCAAAGUUCACCACCAAGGCCCUCUUGUAAAGUUGGAUCCCUUCCUUGACGGGAAUGGACUGCUUAGAGUAAAGGCCAUUGCUCAGCUGCUGGUACACUUCAACUGGACUUGGGUGGGGCUGGUGAGAGGUGACCGCGAAUACGGGCGGUACGCCAUGGAAGGUUUACUGAGAGAAUUAGAGGGUACCAAAGUGUGUGUAGCAUAUCAGGAAAUUAUACCUCUGCUCUACAAUCGCCGGAGGGUGCUGGAGAUCAUGCAGAGGGCUGCUCUGGCUAUGUUGAACGGGCUGAGCGAGGACGACUCUCCCACGUGCAGCAGUGCCUCUCCGCUCCUUGCUGUGAUUGGGGAAUCUGGUACUCCUCAGUCCAUCGUGUUGUCAAGAAUCCUGCAGCCAUUCAGUAUCCCGAUGGUAAAGGCCAUUGCUCAGCUGCUGGUACACUUCAACUGGACUUGGGUGGGGCUGGUGAGAGGUGACCGCGAAUACGGGCGGUACGCCAUGGAAGGUUUACUGAGAGAAUUAGAGGGUACCAAAUUGUGUGCAGCAUAUCAGGAAAUUAUACCUCUGCUCUACAAUCGCUGGAGGGUGCUGGAGAUCAUGCAGGUGCAAGUGUCUGUGUGCAGUGCCAGCUGUCUUCCAGGGUCCCGGAUGGCUGUCCAUCAUGGAGAACCUGUUUGUUGCUUUGACUGUGUACCAUGUGACAGUGAUUCAAUAGAGUGCACAUUUUGUCCUGAGGACUUCUGGUCAAACAAAGACAGAACCGCCUGCAUCCCCAAGAUGGUGGAGUUCUUGGCCUAUGAUUCCUUGGGCACAGCCCUGACAGUGAUCUCUGUAGUGGGCGCCUGCCUCACUACAGCUGUCUUUGCAGUCUUUUUCUAUCAUAGAAGCAUUGUCCGUGUGAAUAACUCUGAACACAGCUUCUUAAUCCUGUUUGCGCUGACUCUGUGUUUCCUGUGUUCGCUGGUGUUCAUUGGGGAGCCAACAUCUUGGUCCUACAUGCUGCGCCACACUACCUUUAGCAUCACAAUUUCACUUUGCAUCUCCUGCAUUCUGGGGAAGACUCUGGUGGUGUUGGCUGCUUUCACUGCCACCAGGCCAGGGGACAACAUCAUGAAGUGGCUGGGGCCCAAACAGCAGAGGGUCAUUAUCUUCAGUUGCACUCUGGUUCAGGUGGUUAUCUGUGCUGCCUGGCUCCUUGAUGCUCCCCCUUUUCCAUCCCGAAAUACACAAUAUGAACGCUCAAAGAUCAUACUGGAGUGUAGUGUGGACUCCAGCCUCGCAUUCUGGUGCGUUCUAGGAUAUAUUGGUCUACAGACCUGUCUGUGCUUUGUACUAGCUUUUCUGGCCCAUACGUUGCCGAGCAACUUCAACGAGGCCAAGUUCAUCACUUUUACCAUGUUGAUCUUCUGUGCUGUGUGGCUGGCAUUCAUCCCUGCUUACAUCAGUUCCCCUGGGAAGUAUGCAGAUGCAGUGGAGUCAUUUGCCAUUCUGGCUUCCAGCUUUGGCUUGUUGUUCUGUCUGUUUGCUCCGAAGUGUUACAUUAUUUUACUAAAGCCAGAGAAAAAUACAAAACAGUACCUUAUGGGAAAAGAAAAUAAGUAA
This is a messenger RNA of Micropterus dolomieu (smallmouth bass), 2655 nucleotides long. RefSeq lists its product as uncharacterized. The record is from RefSeq and is a predicted model, not a curated record. NCBI's taxonomy places the organism in Eukaryota, Metazoa, Chordata, Actinopteri, Centrarchiformes, Centrarchidae. The transcript has 7 exons. The coding region runs from base 1 to 2655 and encodes 884 amino acids. Gene Ontology annotation, molecular function: G protein-coupled receptor activity. Gene Ontology annotation, biological process: G protein-coupled receptor signaling pathway. Gene Ontology annotation, cellular component: membrane.